CAUACGUGGGAAGCAGUAGAUGAUGGAACGGUACACUACAAAAUCAACGCCUGUGAAAACCUAAAAGCCACUGAUUGUGGAGGGACAGCAAGUUUUGUUUGUGCUCAUGAUAUCAGCAAGAAUACUUAUGAGCCAGUUGGAACUGCACUUGUGCAAAGUGACAAUAAUGUGCUUGUAUAUAACACUUCUGUAAGCUGUCCUAAGCCUGGCCAUACAGUCCAAAGUAUCAUUAACCUAGUGUGUGGGAAAACUCUAGGGACUCCUGAAUUUGUGAAAUUUGAAGAGUGUGUACAUUACUUUGAGUGGAGAACAUUCACCGCUUGCAAGAAGAACAAAUUUAAACCUGAGCAAGAGGUGCCCUGUUACAUUUUUGAUACUGAUUACAAGAAGCAUGAUUUGAACCCAUUAAUAAGGACCACUGGUGGAUAUUUAGUGGAUGAUUGGGAUCCGGAUUCUGACUUGUACAUUAAUGUUUGUCGAACCAUUGGCAGCUCAGAAGGAGACACGUCAGCCUGUCCUGCAGCAAGUGCUGCGUGUGUUGUCAAGGGUGGCAAGGCUUACGAUAUUGGGCGACCCAAGGAGCCUCUUAAAUCUUAUGUGAAAGAGAGGCUUGUUCUUCACUAUGAAACAGACAUAAAGCCUGAUUUUUGUAAUGAUCAUCAGCCAGCAGUGACUAUAACAUUUAUCUGUCCAACAGCGGGAACUGAGGUUACUGGCCCAAAACUAACUGCAAACUCCAACUGCCGCUAUGAGAUUGAAUGGAUUACAGAGAAUGCCUGUCACACAGAGUACCUGGAAAGUGAUAGCUGCAAACUCAUCAGCAAGGAAAGAGGCAUUUCUAUUGACCUAACUCCCCUGAAAGAAACGUCUGUUGGUGCUUACCAUGCAGAAGAUGACAAAGGUGAAUAUACGUAUUAUCUGAAUGUUUGUGAUAAAACGCAUGGAGGAGAAUGCUCGGGUGAAAUGUCAUCCUGUCAGUAUAAGAAAGCUGGUGGCCAAAGUAAAGGUGCAGGGUCCUACAAAAAUCAGACGCUCAGAUACUCUGAUGGUGACAUUACUUUGACGUAUUCUGGAGGAGAAACCUGUAGCACUGGCUUCCAGCGUAUGACCGUGAUUAAUUUUGAAUGUAACGAAACUGCAGAGAAUGAUGGGAAAGGAGUGCCAGAAUUUGAUGUUGAAGCCGAUUGUACUUAUUUCUUUUCUUGGGAGACCAAAUAUGCUUGUCCUAAGAAGAAAGAAGACCUG
Messenger RNA from Staurois parvus, 1245 nucleotides. The record is from the annotation of a GenBank genome assembly. NCBI's taxonomy places the organism in Eukaryota, Metazoa, Chordata, Amphibia, Anura, Ranidae.